CCUGCGGAUCUGCAAUUAUGUUUGCUCAAAAGGUACCUCCUGCACGAAGCAUGUGGCAGCAUUCGAAUUGGCCCCUAGGCCACGAAAAAAGUAAAGACAACACCGUGAUGAGGAGCUUGACCUGAUCACGUCUGCCGCAGAUUAUUCCGCUGCGAGCCUAAAAAGCAACAGCUCAAAGGCUUGAGCUUAGUCUGACAGACAACGUUGGACCGUUUGUCGAUCGCAAGUAUCAUUCGCGAUGCGAGUGUGCUGCACAACGUCCUAUGUUUGGCUCUUGAUGACAAGUUUGUGUAUGGUGUUGUUGCUUUACAACGUCACUGCUUCAGCUGGUCGCACUGCAGCUGGCGAGUCCUCCAAGUCAAAAGCCGCUUCCAAAAUCAAACGUCCACGGACUGGAUCUUCAAUCAAUUCACCAGCUUCAAAAAAGACUCGAAACCCAUUGCCAGGUGAAGCCAAGCGACUGAAGUCUGCAUUCCACCAAGAAAAUGUCCCAGAGUGCCGAAAUGUGUCGGUCAAUUAUCACGUCCUUUUCGACCCCAGGAAUGAUCCAGAUACAACUCGAGCCCGACCUAUCAACGCUCCACACACAUCGUCCUCAGAAAGUGACAGUUCUUGCAAGACGGACUGUCAGCAGAAGAUCGACCGCUUCGAAAGAAGAUUGAUCGAAGCAAUACGGAUGAAGAACCGACCCCCUGCGUGUUGGGCAAGUAAAAGGUUCAGCAUCGUGCAGCGAAGAGCAACCCUGGUGGGUGACGAUAUCAGCACUAUGCAACGAGAAGUAAGCCUGACGGGUUGCGACUCUCCAAACUGCCACAUGCUAUCUACAUUGUGUCAGUGCAGUUUCAACUUGAUGAUUCCUGAGCAGAUGAAUGCCACGAGAGCAGAAAUUCAAAGUGAGAGAUUGCGCCUAUCCAGAGGGGGUGUGUAUACCCAAAUUUCAUGGUGCGACUUGCGACAGUUUCCAGCGACGAUGUCCAAUGAUCUGGGGAACACAGGGCAAGUGUUCCAGGAGAAGAUGGCGGAACAGCAGAAAAUGGAGGUGGGAAAAAUAGAGAAGCAAAGCUGGCCACUUCUCGGAUGGCAAUCCGUCCCGAAGGAAGCUGUCAUACUGGGAGUUCCUUUUUCUUGCCCAGAGCCACUAGCAAAGGGCGCAGAAAGGAAGCUUUCAAGCAAAGUGGAGGAAAUUUGUAUUUGUCCCAACAAUCACGACAAUGACAAAAGGCAGUGCAGUCAUAAAGAGUUGAUAUGCGAGACAGUCAGCUUGGCUCAGGCUGUUGACAACUUGCGAAGGGGUGGAGGUGGGUUGUUCGACGUUUACGUGGAAAAGUUCCCCCAGCUGAAGGAUUAUGUGGAACCCAUUUCAGGCACAGCAAUAGCGACCGACCAGGUAUCGCAAGAAAACUGGGCAACGCUGCUCGCCGCAGUUGAUUCGGUCAUUGAAAGAGGCUUGGAUAGCGACCUCAACCUACCUGCAGAAGCGAACGACGAAUUUUGACUUGCUCGGGGUCUGGAUGCGCACCUCUGCUUCUUCCGUUGCAGACGCCAAACAGUUCCAUGCGCAUCCCAUCAUUGAGCAAUGAAAACACCUUCACCGACCGCGAAACAGUGAAACAUGCUCAGAUUUUUUAUUUCAUAUCAUAGAUGAUGUAGUCAACACC
Messenger RNA from Protomyces lactucae-debilis, 1658 nucleotides. RefSeq lists its product as uncharacterized. The transcript has a single exon. The coding region runs from base 239 to 1495 and encodes 418 amino acids. NCBI's taxonomy places the organism in Eukaryota, Fungi, Ascomycota, Taphrinomycetes, Taphrinales, Protomycetaceae. The record is from RefSeq and is a predicted model, not a curated record.